ACUAUCAAAGUUUUCUCUUUUUAAACCCGGUGUCCUACCAAGUUUACUAUCCUCCUCUUCUUCUUCUUCUUCUUCUCAAAGUUCUAAGCCACAAAAAAACAAUGGCUGAAAAUGAUCCCUUUUGCUGCUACCCUCAUCAUAUUGAUUGUUGCAUGCCUCUAGAGAAAUGGUCUAAGGGACUUGAUCAGCAUUCAGAAACUCUUCCUAGAAAUUCUAGGAAGGGAGCUGGUUCCAGAUCAGAGAAACCACUUGAUGCAAAGAGAGACCGCAAGAAAAAGCCGUCUAAGGAAAAAGGCUUAUGUGCAGCAAUUAGAGUCAAGUAAUGGCGGUACUGAUGAGGAUCCCCAUUACAAAUUUUUUUUGGAUCAUGUGAAGGCUCGUGGAACAUGCUAUGUAUCUGAGAUUCCUGAGCAAAAUAUUUGUAUAGAAUACCCUGAUGUGGCUCUUACGGUGGCGUCUGAGGCACAAAAUAAUGUUGGUGACUGUAGUGAGAAGGGCAGGUUGAGCCUACGGCGGUUCAGCAGGUUCCGUUUGGCUGCGGUGGUUUUGCUGGGAGCGCUGGUGGGAGGCUCUGAAUUCUGAUAAUGAUGGCUGUGUCGUUUUCCUAGUUAUUUUUGUCGCUUUAUUUAUCAUUCGGACUGUAAAACUUUAUAUUGUUAAAAUUCUUGAAUGCGUUUUUUAAUGGAAUUAAUUUUUGUUUUGGUUAAAUUGUUAGUGCCAUCAGUGUGUUCUGU
Arachis stenosperma is the source of this 734-nucleotide messenger RNA. RefSeq lists its product as uncharacterized. The record is from RefSeq and is a predicted model, not a curated record. Lineage: Eukaryota; Viridiplantae; Streptophyta; Magnoliopsida; Fabales; Fabaceae. Bases 253 to 582 code for a protein of 109 amino acids. The transcript is spliced from 5 exons.